This is a messenger RNA of Anguilla anguilla (European eel), 1626 nucleotides long. Its product is annotated as copine-3-like. Bases 1 to 1626 code for a protein of 541 amino acids. The record is from RefSeq and is a predicted model, not a curated record. Gene Ontology annotation, cellular component: plasma membrane. Gene Ontology annotation, biological process: ERBB2 signaling pathway; cellular response to calcium ion. Gene Ontology annotation, molecular function: receptor tyrosine kinase binding; calcium-dependent phospholipid binding. The transcript is spliced from 15 exons. Lineage: Eukaryota; Metazoa; Chordata; Actinopteri; Anguilliformes; Anguillidae.
AUGGCAUCACGGUGUGUGACCACAGUGGAGCUGACAGUGUCUUGUGAGGACCUGCGUAACAGAGACCUGGGCUCCAAAUCUGACCCUCUGUGUGUCCUUUUCGAGAGCACUUGCGGGGACCAGUGGCUUGAGGUGGAUCGCACGGAGAGGGUCCAGAACUGCCUCAGCCCUCAGUUUGCCAAGAGGCUCACGGUACACUACUACUUUGAGAUCGUGCAGAAGCUGAAACUCGCGAUCUACGACAUCGACAACGAAACGACGGACCUCAGCGACGACGACUUCCUGGGCGAAAUGGAAUGCACCUUGGGUCAGAUCGUGUCCAGCAGGAGGCAGACACGCCCCCUUCUUCUGAAGCACAAGAGACCUGCAGGAGAGGCUACAAUCACUAUCAGUGCAGAGGAAGUCAAAGAUAACCGGGUGGUGAACUUCGAGGUGGAGGCGAGGAACCUGGACAACAAAGAUUUCUUUGGGAAAUCGGACCCAUUUCUGGAGAUCUACAGACAGACUGAGUCUGGCUGGCAGCUGGCCCACAGGACAGAGGUUGUUGAAAACUCCCUGGAUCCUGUGUGGAGGCCCUUUCGAAUUCCCCUGCAGAGCUUGUGUGGGUGUAACGUGGAGCAACCCGUGAAGGUGGAAUGCUAUGACUUUGAUGCUGAUGGUUCUCAUGAGCUGAUUGGCUCAUUUGAGACUGACCUUAUUCAGCUUCAGCAAGCUUCAUGGGCUUCACCUGCAGAGUUUGAAUGUGUGAACAGCACAAAGAAAGAGAAGAAGAAGAGCUACACAAACUCGGGCAUAGUGAGCGUCAGACUGUGUCAGGUUGUGAAGGAUUACAGCUUCCUGGACUAUAUCAUGGGCGGAUGUCAAAUCAACUUCACUGUGGGCGUGGACUUCACGGGCUCCAAUGGUGACCCACGCUGCCCAGACUCCCUGCAUUACAUCAGCCCCGAUGGCUUCAACGAGUACCUGGCAGCCAUCUGGUCAGUGGGGACGGUCAUUCAGGACUAUGACAGUGACAAGAUGUUCCCGGCGUUCGGAUUCGGAGCCCAGGUUCCCCCAACGUGGGAGGUCUCUCAUGAGUUCCCCCUCAACUUCAAUCCCGCCUCUCCGUUCUGCGCAGGAAUCGAAGGGGUGCUGGAAGCCUACAGAAGCUGCCUGCCGCACAUCCAGCUGUACGGGCCCACAAACUUCUCCCCCAUCAUAAACCACGUGGCCCGUUUCGCGGUCCGGGCGGCCCAGCAGGAAACAGCCUCGCAGUACUUCGUCCUCCUCAUCAUCACCGACGGCGUGAUCACCGACCUGGAGGAGACGCGCGCCGCCAUCGUGAACGCCUCCCGGCUGCCCGUGUCCGUCGUCAUCGUGGGGGUGGGCGGGGCCGACUUCGGCGGCAUGGAGUUUCUGGACGGGGACGACGGCCCCCUGCGGGCGCCCACGGGAGAGGCGGCAUCCCGCGACAUCGUGCAGUUCGUGCCUUUCCGCCACUUCCUGGGCGCCCCCAUGGAAGCGCUGGCUCAGUGUGUGCUGGCUGAGAUCCCAGCCCAACUGGUGUCCUACUUCCACAUGCUGGGACUGAGCCCACCUAAUGACCCCACCCCCGCCCUCACUACUGACCUGCCCCUGCACCCCUAA